Molecule: messenger RNA, 3023 nt
Organism: Silurus meridionalis
Lineage: Eukaryota; Metazoa; Chordata; Actinopteri; Siluriformes; Siluridae
Gene: skor2
Product: SKI family transcriptional corepressor 2
Exons: 11
Coding region: 457-2706 (749 amino acids)
Biological process (GO): negative regulation of BMP signaling pathway; negative regulation of transcription by RNA polymerase II
Cellular component (GO): nucleus; transcription regulator complex
Molecular function (GO): SMAD binding; DNA-binding transcription factor activity, RNA polymerase II-specific; RNA polymerase II cis-regulatory region sequence-specific DNA binding
Source: RefSeq, a predicted model, not a curated record
UACAAGCGUUACUGUAGUGAUUUUAACCGCAUUAGCGAAUUGCCUCAACAUUAAAUUGUGAUUGUUAUAAAUACAUAUAUAUAUAUAUAAUACGUUUUAACUUGUUUGAGCAGCAUGAGAGGGUGAACUGGUGUUCAUGGACUGGUGGAUUGAGGGAAUUUGUUGUGUUAAGAAAACACCAAAGCAAUCUUCAGGAGUGAGAGGAAAAACUUGUGCUCACUGUGACCUUCUCCUGACAUGAACGUAGCGACACUACAGAGAGGUGAAGUGACCCCAGCGCUGGCUAUUGAUUGGUGGUGACCGCUCAGUGCCCCCCUGGCCUGUGACAUCUCAGAUCAGAGGGCGGUGGUGGAAAUCAGACUCCAGCUCAUGCUGCACAGUGAGGUGGACAUCAUCUGAAGCUCUUGUGAAUAUCCAGUCAGUUACAACCUGUUUCCUAUUUAAGUUCCCCAUAGGAUGGACAAGAGUCUUCUCCCUGGAUCCACCAAUAUAGUCAUGGCUAGCCCUCCCAGUUCAUUCCAGCAAGAAGUUCUCACUCCACCCAGAUCCAAUCACUCGUCUUCCCUCAAACCAAACCAAGUGGGUCAGGUUAUUCUGUAUGGAGUGCCCAUCGUCUCGCUGGUCAUUGACCACCAGGAGCGUCUCUGUCUGGCUCAAAUCUCCAACACUUUGUUAAAGAACUACAGUUACAAUGAAAUACACAACCGCAGAGUAGCCCUGGGCAUCACGUGUGUACAGUGCACUCCAGUACAGCUGGAGAUCCUGAGGCGGGCCGGUGCUAUGCCCAUCUCAUCCCGGCGCUGUGGUAUGAUCACUAAGCGUGAGGCUGAGCGACUCUGCAAGUCAUUCCUGGGUGAGAACAAUCCUCCCAAGCUACCCGAUAACUUCGCGUUUGAUGUGACACACGAGUGCGCAUGGGGCUGCCGUGGCAACUUUAUUCCCGCUCGUUACAACAGCUCGAGGGCCAAAUGCAUAAAGUGCUCCUACUGCAACAUGUACUUUUCCCCCAACAAAUUCAUCUUUCACUCACACCGCAUGCCCGAGGCUAAGUACACCCAGCCUGACGCUGCCAACUUCAACUCCUGGCGCAGGCACCUCAAGCUGUCAGAAAAGUCACCACCAGAUGAUCUGGUAUUCGCCUGGGAGGAUGUGAAAGCCAUGUUCAAUGGCGGCAGCCGCAAGCGGGCACUGCCUCCUUCCCACUGCUCCUCCAUGGACUCUGUGAAGGCUGUCAGCUCAGUCCUGCCUCACAUGAUAUCUUCUGAUCUGGGCCAGAAGAGAGGCAGGUACGAUGAGGACGAGGACCUGGAUGCCAGCAGCCUCUCUCCUCACAAGAACCCACGUAGUUAUCCUGUCAUUCCAGUGCCUAGCAAGGGCUUUGGUAUGCUGCAGAAAUUUACACCCACUUCACUUUUCCCCAGCCCUUACACCUUCCCAGCAUUCGGUUUGUGUCAGCAAAAGAAGGAUGACAGUGAUGCUGUGACCGGGCAGAAAAAUGGUGCAAUCUCAGGCCUGCUUUGGCCAGGCCGCAAAGAAACUUUUUAUCCUCCUUUUUGUAUGUUCUGGCCCCCAAGAACUGCAGGGGGCAUCCCAGUACCUACAUACCUCCAGCCACAGCCAAAUGCUCUCUCCACUCUUACAGAAACCCCCUCCCUACGCCAGGCCUUCCUCGACCUGAGUGAGCAAAGUGACGCUGCUACAGGAGGUGGAAGUGGUGCUGCUAUAAGCACCAAUCCCAGAGCAGGCUUGUUUGAAAGCGAAUGCCCCACAACCAUGACCUCUGAGUUGAGGCCUGCCCCAGAAGGCUGGCUCAAACUUCUAGAUGCUCCAUCUCUGCAAGCCCGCAAGGCCAGCUACCACUCUGCCUUUCGGCCGGUGGUAAAGGAUGCCGAAAGCAUCGCAAAGCUCCACGGCAACCUGGAGGACUUUGGUGCAGAGAGGCACCUCUCACCUGGCACCAGCUGCAGCUACCAGAGCGAGAGUGCGGAGAGCGACGAGGAACAGGAAGUGGAUGUGGAAACCAAGCAGGAUGAAGAGCAGGAAGACUUCAGCAGUCGUGCAGCAUCACAACAUCAGCCGUGCAGUCUUCACGUUUCACGACUCACCGAAGGCCCCGUAGGCGACAGAGACAAAGACGCACCUUCCUUCUCCACCAUUCCCUCUGAAAGCUCUACAGAGGACAAACCAAGCUUGGCUGCCAGUCCAACCACCUCUCUCAAAGGCCCGAGCCCCAUUCAUGCCUCGGUAGAGGACACUGCUGCCUACAAAAAUUCUCACAAGGGCAGAGACGACGGACUACCGGCAUAUGCUGCAAAAGACAAAACAACACGAGCAGAAGAAAACAAAGAACAGAGUAAUUUCUUUAUCCCGGAGACAGAAACGUCUGCACCUGAUUACUGGAGAGAGAGCACAGCAGAACAUAGUCACGAAUCGCACACUCCUGCUUCGCUCAAGAAAGGUGUUGAAAACAUGGGAAAAGAGGAACUCCAGAAGGUCCUGCUGGAGCAGAUCGACUUACGGAGAAGACUCGAGCAGGAGUUCCACGCCCUAAAAGGCAGCUCACCGUUUCCCGUUUUCCACAACUUUCAAGACCAAAUGAAAAGGGAACUGGCGUACCGAGAGGAGAUGGUGCAGCAGCUACAGAUGAUUCCCUAUGCAAACAUUAUCAGAAAAGACAAAGUUGGCACACACCUGAACAAAAGCUAAAAUGGCUGCUCUCAAAAUCCACUGAAACACAUCAUCUGGAUUUUUCACGGCACCACGGCGCUCGUCAUCUGCUCACCAACAUUUGCUCGAACAAACGAACUGAACGGUAACAACGUGGUGAAACAAAACAAAAAAAACUCCAGCACUAGUGCUACAUCACUCCCCCAGUCACUUUCUGUACAGUAAUCUCAUUUUGUGCAUUCAUUUAUUUAUGCAUUUAUGUAUCUAUUUAUUUAUGUAUUUAUUCAUUAAUUUAUUUGUAAAAAAAACAAACAAACAAACAAAUUGAACUGUGUAUAAAUAUACUGGCUACAGAA